AUGGAAAGAUAUGAAAAACUAUAUUUUAAAAAAAGAAGCAAAGAGACGCAGUUACGUGCAAGGAACUGGUGGUGGUCCAUCUCCUAAAAUAGCUUUCUCACCUUUUGAAGAGGAAGUUUUACAAUUGUUGACACCGGAGGCAGCCGGACUAGAAAACAUUCCAGAAGGUGGAAUUUAUACAGAAGAAAAUCCUAUUUUAGAAGACACAAUACAAAUAGAAAAUAAUGAAGCGGAACAAGACAUGCAAAAUAAUCAUAACAUGAUAAAUGAAGACAAUAGAAAUGAAGAGAAUUCUGAAAAUAUACCAUCACACAAUAUAGAAAAAAGAGGAAAAGUUAAUACACCUAAAAUAAAUAAUAUAACACGAGGAAAUAUAAUGCAAAAAAUGUCACAUGAUAUGUUAAAAUUACAAGAAAUAAAAGUAAGAUUAAAUAAAAAGGAAGUAAAACUUAAGAAAAAGAAAUUAAAGGUACAAAAAAAUAUUUUAUCCGAGCUAAUAGAAAUCAAAACAGCUUUGAAAUCAUGGGCUGGAACUGAGACUUUAAUAUGAAAAACAUGAAAUACUUUAAGAUUCCGAAAUAUUUAGAUAAGAAUUUAAAGUUAUUUUGCAACAGUUUGCACAUAUUGAUAUAUAUAUUUUAUAUAUGCAAUAUUAAUCUAAUUUUGAGUUACUUAUAUUAUUUUUGUUUUAUUUUUUAUUAU
This is a messenger RNA of Monomorium pharaonis (pharaoh ant), 702 nucleotides long. RefSeq lists its product as uncharacterized. The transcript is spliced from 2 exons. The coding region runs from base 11 to 550 and encodes 179 amino acids. NCBI's taxonomy places the organism in Eukaryota, Metazoa, Arthropoda, Insecta, Hymenoptera, Formicidae. The record is from RefSeq and is a predicted model, not a curated record.